Molecule: messenger RNA, 1035 nt
Organism: Anneissia japonica
Lineage: Eukaryota; Metazoa; Echinodermata; Crinoidea; Comatulida; Comatulidae
Exons: 1
Coding region: 1-1035 (344 amino acids)
Source: RefSeq, a predicted model, not a curated record
AUGGAAGAUAUUAUUAAUGAGAUUGAUGGUAAACAAUAUGGGAGUCGCAAAAAGUCGUCUACCACUCAUUAUCUUGUGAACCUUUUUAACACUGUCUUAUCGGACAUUGACUCUGGGGGACGGUUUGUGAAUUUAUGUACUAUAGAUUUCACUAAGGCGUUUGACCGUGUCGAUCACACAGUCUUAAUCAACAAAUUAAUUAACGUCGUAGUACGUCCAUCUAUCAUCCCUGUUAUAAGUAGUUUUGUAUCCAAUCGAGUCAUUAAUACUAUAUUUAAACAGUGUGUUUCGUCUACUAUUGGUAUCACUUGUGCUGUCCCUCAAGGGACGAAAUUGGGCCUCAUCCUUUUCUUAGUUCUUGUUAAUGACGUGGCCCGGAAUGUCCCUAGAAGGUGGAAAUACGUUGAUGAUUUAACAUUUGGGGAAGUAAUGAACGCUAAAAGGGAAGAACAAAAGAUGCAAUCUAUUCUUGAUAAUGUUAGCUUGUGGUGCACUAACAAGUAUAUGCUUCCUAAACUCAGUAAAUGUCAUAUUAUGAUAGUGUCGUUUUUACAAUCCCGUACUCCUGACCCUAUUGUUACCCUUAAUGACCAGGUCAUUCAUGUGGUCGAUUCUAUGAAGUUAUUAGGUGUAAUUAUUCAAAAUGAUUUAAAAUGGGACAAACAUGUGAAUGAAUGUAUCUAUAAAGCUUCUAAACUCCUUUUUACCCUUUCAAUUCUAAGGAAAGCCAAAGCCCCAGUAAAUGAUCUUUUAUGCGUUUUCAUUACUUACAUUCGUCCUGUUUUGGAAUACGCAUACCCAUUGUGGCACAUUUCUUUAACCAUUAUCCAACGUAAUAGAAUUGAGCGGGUUCAAAAGAGGGCGCUUAGGAGUAUUUUCGGUAUGGAUUAUUGUAGUUAUGAUAAUGCUUUAAUAUUGUCCGGGCUCUCUUCUCUUAAUACUAGGAGAGAUAAUCUAAUGAUGAAGUUUGGUAAUGAACUUCUUGCUUCGAAACUGUUUCGUGAUAUAUGCUUCCCCCUAUCGCAAUCACGGUAG